This is a messenger RNA of Ochotona princeps (American pika), 1349 nucleotides long. It is a transcript of the gene SEPTIN14, whose product is annotated as septin 14. The record is from RefSeq and is a predicted model, not a curated record. Gene Ontology annotation, biological process: cytoskeleton-dependent cytokinesis. Gene Ontology annotation, cellular component: septin complex; cell division site; microtubule cytoskeleton. NCBI's taxonomy places the organism in Eukaryota, Metazoa, Chordata, Mammalia, Lagomorpha, Ochotonidae. Gene Ontology annotation, molecular function: GTPase activity; GTP binding; molecular adaptor activity. Bases 13 to 1308 code for a protein of 431 amino acids. The transcript is spliced from 9 exons.
UUUCAGUCUGAAAUGGCAGAAAAAGCAACAUGUAUGCCUACAAAAGUGCCGAAGGAUGAAGACACAAAAGAAGAGAAUAUCCGUUGCCUAACUACACUUGGCCAUUUUGGUUUUGAAUGUUUGCCCUACCAGUUGGUGAACAGAGCUAUCCACCAAGGAUUCUCUUUUAAUAUUCUCUGUGUGGGGGAGACUGGAAUUGGAAAAUCGACACUGAUUGAAACACUAUUUAAUACGAAUUUAAGAGAUAGCAAAUCUUCACAUUUUUACCCAAAUGUUGGACUUAAAGUUCAGACACAUGAGCUGCGAGAGAGCAAUGUUCAACUGAAAUUGACUGUUGUGAAAACAGUCGGAUACGGUGAUCAAAUAAACAAAGAAAACAGCUACCAACCAAUUGUUGACUACCUAGAUGCUCAAUUUGAGGCUUAUCUUCAAGAAGAACUGAAGAUUAAACGUUCCUUCUUUGAGUACCACGAUUCUCGAGUCCAUGCGUGCCUCUACUUCAUUUCACCUACAGGGCAUUCUCUCAAGUCCAUUGACAUAAUCACAAUGAAGAGCAUUGACAGCAAGGUGAACAUUAUACCAUUGAUUGCCAAAGCAGAUACGAUUUCUAAGAAUGAUUUACCGAAGUUUAAGAGCAAGAUAAUGAGUGAGUUGAGGAGUAAUGGCAUUCAGAUAUAUCGUUUCCCAUCAGAUGAGGAAAUUACUGGUCAAACGAACUCCUCAAUGAAUGCACUAUUACCUUUUGCUGUGGUAGGUAGCACGGAAGAGGUAAAAGUUGGAAAAAGAAUGGUCAGAGGCCGUGACUAUCCCUGGGGAGUUUUGCAAGUGGAAAAUGAAAAUCACUGUGACUUUGUUAAGCUCCGAGACAUGCUCCUUUGUUCCAAUAUGGAAGACCUGAAAGAACAAACCCACACUCAGCAUUAUGAAUGUUUUAGGUACUUCAAACUGCAGUCGAUGGGUUUCAGCGAUUUGGGUCCAGACAACCAGCCAAUUAGCUUUCAGGAGACCUGUGAAGCCAAAAGGCAAGAAUUCUAUCAUCAAUACCAUAGAGAAGAAGAACAGUUGAAACAAAGGUUUAUGGAACGAGUAAGGGAGAAGGAAGCAGCAUUUAAAGAAGCUGAGAAAGAGUUACAGGACAAAUUUGAGAACCUUAAAAGAAUUCAGCAUGAAGAAAUGAUGAGGCUUGAGGAAGAGAAAAGACAACUGGAGGAAGACAUAAUAGAUUUUUAUAAAAUGAGAGCUACCUCUGAAACAUUACAGGCACCCAUGUGUACCAACAUAAAAAAGGACAAAGAUCGUAAGAAAUAGUCUUUUCUGGGGUGGGCAUUUGGCACAAUGUUGAAGACACC